AUGACGCUUAUCUUCUCCGUUUCAACAAGUGGUGAUUUUAUCGUGGAGAGCUCACUGAAGGAGGUGCGGAGGUUCUUGCGAGAUACGGUGGGUGCACAUUAUGCCUUCUUGGAAUUCGUGGAUAAUGGCAAUGAAAGAGAAGAGUAUAAGCUUUGUACACUGGCAUUCCAUGAUCAAGAUCAUCUUUUCUUUGUGAAAGGUACAUUUCUGGUUCCAUUCAUCCAGCGCGGGAUCGGCUUCGUCCCUGAACAGGUGCUUCACGCCGUGAACUGCCAUGCCUCUAAACUAGCUGAGUUGGACAGCUCUGCUCGGCAAGAAGACUUCAUUCAUGCACACAAAGCCCUUGCGUUGACAUACUAUGCGAUGAAUUACGCGGCUAUAAACUGGGUGAAAGGAAGGUACGACGAAUCUCGCAUUCGAUGCGAGAUCGAGUGGCUCCAUAUUAUUGACGAGAUUAUAGAUUCGUUGGUUAAUCGCCACAAAAAUGACUUUCCUGAGAUGGAAAAAGCCCUGCUCAAGAAUCAUAAAGAAUACUUAGAAAUGCUGAAGACGGAGUACGGCAUUGCGACAGACAGGAUCCCUCCUAAAAAGUUCAAACUGGCUUUAUUUGGGGAGGAUCAAUUCCAAGAGGCUUUCGAGCAAUACGGAUCUGAUGACCUUGCGGGUUCAUAAUCUCAGUCAGACAUAGGCGAUCCGAAACCUCUAGCCAUCAUCACCUUCCCUGCUGUCUGAAAUUGGGUUCUACGCUGGAACCCUGUAUUGCAUAUGACGGGAAGAUCUGGAUCAGGGAUGUACCGUGGCUAGUUUAUUAUGGGUGACUUCACAAGUUGAUUUUGUGUUUCCCUUCUAUCUGCCUGUAC
Aspergillus melleus is the source of this 860-nucleotide messenger RNA. RefSeq lists its product as uncharacterized. NCBI's taxonomy places the organism in Eukaryota, Fungi, Ascomycota, Eurotiomycetes, Eurotiales, Aspergillaceae. The record is from RefSeq and is a predicted model, not a curated record. The transcript has a single exon. Bases 1 to 672 code for a protein of 223 amino acids.